This is a messenger RNA of Chiloscyllium plagiosum (whitespotted bambooshark), 2477 nucleotides long. It is a transcript of the gene slc6a2, whose product is annotated as solute carrier family 6 member 2. Gene Ontology annotation, biological process: sodium ion transmembrane transport; dopamine uptake involved in synaptic transmission; amino acid transport. The record is from RefSeq and is a predicted model, not a curated record. Gene Ontology annotation, molecular function: dopamine:sodium symporter activity; norepinephrine:sodium symporter activity; neurotransmitter:sodium symporter activity. Gene Ontology annotation, cellular component: presynaptic membrane; axon; neuronal cell body membrane. Lineage: Eukaryota; Metazoa; Chordata; Chondrichthyes; Orectolobiformes; Hemiscylliidae.
UGUUAGGGGAGCUGAAUGAUUUGAAUCAACAUCUGUUCUCUGACACGGCGAAUUGCUGAGCUUUGAUCUGUUUAGAGGCUCGAAGUUCCUGGGAGAGAAUUGAUCUGUUUCUGACACCAUCUCUCUCUCUCUCAAAGACUGGCGUGAACCUGCUCCGUGUGUCACUCUCUGUAAUGUUGAAAGCAGAGCCAGUGAAGGCAGGUUUAACGCCGGCUGUGGGGCACGAAGGGACUCUUGUUAAAACUUCACUGGAGCGGACCCAGGUCAGAGAGAAGAUUCUCGCUCGCUGUCAUUUCAAAUGGGGCUAGAUUUGGGUCGAAAUAGACUGCAGGUGAACUAAACGUUUCCGCAGAAAAGUGAAACACUUCGAGCAGCCAGAGACCAAAAGAUUGUUAUGAGGUUUCUGGAAAAUUAAGCCAUAAAUGAUUUCCGACAGACAAAGAUGACUCCAACUGGAGGUUGUACAAACAGAGCAUCCCCACGUUUUCUCCCGCGAGGAAUGAUGAAUAAGCAAAUCCUGCCUGAUCGCAAGCUGGCAUCUGUUGCUCCCAUGAAGGAGUACAACAGCGUGGAGGCGAAGGACACGGAGUUGGUGUUGGUGAAGGAGCACAAUGGGCUGCAGUACACCAACACUACCAUCAUCAGCACCGCGCCCCCCUUCACCGCCGCUGAGCCUGACAGGGAGACCUGGGGCAAGAAGAUCGACUUCCUACUCUCUGUCAUCGGCUUUGCCGUGGACCUGGCCAACGUGUGGAGGUUCCCUUUUCUCUGUUACAAGAACGGAGGUGGUGCGUUUCUUAUCCCCUACUUGUUUUUCCUGCUGAUCGCCGGGAUGCCUUUAUUUUACAUGGAGCUAGCAUUGGGCCAGUACAACCGAGAGGGUGCAGCUACUGUCUGGAAAAUCUGCCCCAUCUUCAAAGGUGUGGGCUACGCUGUGAUUCUUAUAGCCCUAUACGUUGGCUUCUACUAUAACGUCAUUAUAGCCUGGUCCCUGUACUAUCUCUUCUCUUCAUUUACAUCUGACCUUCCAUGGGUUCAUUGCAAUAAUCAUUGGAACAGUCGCAACUGUACUGACCCAAAGCUACUCAAUGCCUCAGUCCUGGGAAAUGGAAGCAAAUAUUCCAAAUAUAAAAUUACACCAGCUGCGGAGUAUUAUGAGCGUGGAGUUCUCCAUCUUCAUGAAAGUGCUGGAAUUCAUAAUUUGGGAUUACCAAGAUGGCAACUUUCCCUUUGCUUGCUUGGCGUGGUGAUCAUUCUCUACUUCAGUCUCUGGAAGGGGGUAAAGACAUCAGGAAAGGUGGUAUGGAUCACAGCGACCAUGCCUUAUAUGGUGUUACUUGUACUGCUAAUCCAUGGGAUCACAUUACCAGGUGCAUUGGAUGGAAUCAAGGCAUACCUCAGCAUUGACUUUGAGCGCCUGAAAGAAGCACAGGUCUGGAUCGAUGCAGCAACUCAGAUCUUUUAUUCCCUUGGUGCUGGAUUUGGAGUUAUAAUUGCAUUUUCCAGUUAUAACAAAUUUGAUAACAACUGCUAUCGCGAUGCUAUUCUUACCAGCUCCAUCAACUGUGUGACAAGCUUCUUCUCAGGAUUUGCAAUUUUCUCUGUGUUGGGCUAUAUGGCAUUCAAGCACGGAGUUGAUAUUUCAGAAGUGGCAACAGAUGGUCCAGGCUUAGUGUUUGUUAUUUAUCCUGAAGCAAUCUCCACUCUCCCAGGGUCAACAUUUUGGGCAAUUAUGUUCUUCAUAAUGCUGCUGACAUUGGGAAUUGACAGCUCAAUGGGUGGUAUGGAAGCUGUUGUCACUGGAAUUACAGAUGAUUUUAAGUCAUUGAAGAAUCACCGAAAGCUCUUCACAUUUGUAACAGCUGGUGGAACUUUCCUGGUUGCCCUCUUCUGCAUCACCAAUGGUGGAAUCUAUGUGCUGACGUUACUCGAUCAAUUUGCCGCAGGGACAGCAAUCCUAUUUGGGGUAUUAAUAGAAGCCAUUGGUGUAUCUUGGUUUUAUGGAGUUGACAGAUUCAGUGAAGAUAUCAGGCGAAUGACCGGCUUCAAACCAGGUCUCUACUGGAGGCUCUGCUGGAAGUUUGUUAGCCCAGCCUUUUUACUGUUUGUAGUGAUUGUCAGUAUUGUGAAGUUCAAGCCUUUAACCUAUGAUGGAUAUGUCUUUCCAAACUGGGCUAACCUUGUUGGAUGGGGUAUCGCUGUGUCUUCAAUGUCGCUAGUACCAAUCUACGCCAUCUACAAACUCUUUACUGUCCGUGGCACCUUAAAGGAGAGAAUAGCAUAUUGCAUCAUCCCUGAAAAUGAACAUUAUCUUGUGGAGCAAGGAAAAGUGCAGCAGUUUAAGCUCAAGCACUGGCUUGCAAUAUGAAAACUUUCAGCAGGACUGCAACUCACGAUGAGAUGCAAUGGAAAUCAACUACUGGGCCCAGAACGCCUUUCCUAUUAGAGUUUCAGAAAAAUCAAAUUCUAUUAAUGCU